Linum trigynum is the source of this 525-nucleotide messenger RNA. The record is from the annotation of a GenBank genome assembly. Lineage: Eukaryota; Viridiplantae; Streptophyta; Magnoliopsida; Malpighiales; Linaceae.
CAUUCGGACAAAUCUCUCUCUCUCUCUAACUCUCUCUCUCUAAACGCGGCCGCCUGUGCACCUGUUGUAACAUAGAAAUAAAGAACCAACAUGUCUCGCCGAUCCGACUCAGGCGCCCCCUCCUCUGACGCACCGAAAGAUACCGGCUCGGCGCCUGAUGUUCUCUCGGUGCUGGAGAAACACUUUUCCCCCGAUCCCCUUCGCGAGUCAGGCGGAUGGACGCCUCGCACCAGGAACCAGGCGCCUGCAAAGGAUGAUGUGCCCAAAGCAACUGUUACCCCGGAGGCGUCGACCAAGGAAAAUGCGCCCGUUGCUCCUGUCAUCUCGGAGGCGCCUACCUUGAAAGAUCCAUCAAUUGAGGAAGAGGAGACUCCUCGCCCCCAGGCGCCUACAGUAGACGUUGCACCCGACGCGGCGGCGCCGUCAAAUCCCACACCGAGUAAGUGGUUCAAAAACCCUAAAUCAUGACACACCUUUUUUUUUUAGGCGCCCAUAGCCACUAGGACGUAGCAUUGACACUGGCCG